Molecule: messenger RNA, 3063 nt
Organism: Saimiri boliviensis boliviensis (Bolivian squirrel monkey)
Lineage: Eukaryota; Metazoa; Chordata; Mammalia; Primates; Cebidae
Source: RefSeq, a predicted model, not a curated record
UUCCGCGCAAAACUUCCACUCGGUCCGCGUGAAGUUGUCGCUGCCUUAGAGAGGGGAGCUGAGGGAAGAGCCGGGGAGUGACGACGGCGGCGGCUGGGCGCGCGCUCUCUUUUACUUUUCUUCUCCUUUACCCUCGGUCGCAGUCGGGGUUUGGGCUCCUCUCCUUCCCUCCUCCCCCACCCCCCCGGAGCCGGCUUCUCUCCCCCGCCCCGCUUCUCCCCCGCUUGUGUACGCUAUUUGUUGUGGGGUGGCCGAAGGGGAUGUCCUGUUUUCACCAGAGGCACAGCGCGAAGGGAAAACUUCGACACUGGAAGGAAGGAGAAUAAAUACUUAAUUACGGACGCACGGAACCGCGGCUGGGACAGACACUUUGGGAACCCGAGGCGGUCCAGGCUACGAGAUAAUCAUUUUUACUUGAAGGAAGCUGCUUCUAUUUGGGAGUGGCAGGAGAGGUGAGAAAACCACAUGGAAGACCCCCAGGAUUUAAAUGAGCAAUCAGUAAAGAAAACGUGCACAGAGUCAGAUGUUUCAGAACCUCAGAAUUCCAGGUCUAUGGAAAUGCAGGACCUAGCAAGUCCUCACACUCUUGUUGGAGGUGGUGAUACUCCGGGUAGCUCCAAACUGGAAAAAUCUAAUCUCAGCAGCACCUCAGUCACUACAAAUGGGACAGGAGUAAUCACAAGUAGUGGCUACAGCCCCAGAUCAGCACAUCAGUAUUCCCCACAGCUGUAUCCUUCCAAGCCCUAUCCACACAUUCUUUCUACACCAGCAGCUCAAACAAUGUCUGCCUAUGCAGGCCAGGCUCAGUAUUCCGGGAUGCAGCAGCCGGCCGUCUACACAGCCUACUCACAGACAGGACAGCCCUACAGCCUGCCCACUUACGAUUUGGGUGUGAUGUUACCAGCCAUCAAGACAGAGAGUGGACUUUCCCAGACCCAGUCUCCAUUACAGAGUGGCUGCCUCAGUUAUAGCCCAGGGUUUUCCACCCCACAGCCAGGCCAGACACCUUAUUCUUACCAAAUGCCAGGUUCUAGUUUUGCACCAUCAUCUACUAUUUAUGCAAAUAAUUCAGUUUCCAAUUCAACGAAUUUCAGUGGUUCACAACAGGAGUAUCCAUCCUAUACAGCCUUUGGCCAAAACCAGUAUGCACAGUAUUAUUCAGCAUCAACGUAUGGAGCGUAUAUGACAUCAAAUAACACAGCCGAUGGCACACCCUCUUCAACCUCUACUUAUCAGUUGCAGGAAUCUCUCCCAGGACUGACUAACCAACCAGGUACAGAUCUUCACACAGGAGAGUUUGAUACCAUGCAGAGCCCCUCCACACCCAUCAAAGAUCUUGAUGAGAGAACAUGUAGGAGUUCUGGCUCAAAGUCCAGAGGAAGAGGCCGGAAAAAUAAUCCCUCGCCGCCUCCUGAUAGCGACCUGGAGCGUGUGUUUGUCUGGGAUUUGGAUGAAACCAUCAUUGUUUUUCACUCACUGCUCACAGGGUCUUAUGCACAGAAGUAUGGAAAGGAUCCCCCCAUGGCUGUAACCCUUGGACUCCGCAUGGAAGAAAUGAUUUUUAAUCUUGCUGAUACUCAUUUGUUUUUUAAUGAUUUAGAGGAGUGUGAUCAAGUUCAUAUAGAUGAUGUUUCCUCUGAUGAUAAUGGGCAGGACUUAAGUACCUACAGUUUUGCAACUGAUGGCUUCCAUGCAGCUGCAAGUAGUGCAAACCUUUGUUUGCCAACAGGUGUGAGAGGAGGGGUUGACUGGAUGAGGAAGUUGGCUUUUCGUUACAGAAGAGUAAAAGAAUUAUAUAACACCUACAAGAACAAUGUUGGAGGACUCCUUGGCCCUGCUAAGAGGGAUGCCUGGCUACAGUUGAGGGCAGAAAUUGAAGGUCUGACAGAUUCCUGGCUAACAAAUGCACUUAAGUCUUUAUCAAUUAUUAGCACUAGGAGUAACUGCGUAAAUGUCUUGGUAACAACAACGCAACUGAUCCCAGCGCUUGCGAAGGUUCUACUCUAUAGUUUAGGAGGUGCUUUCCCCAUUGAGAAUAUUUACAGUGCAACUAAAAUAGGCAAGGAAAGCUGUUUUGAGCGUAUAGUGUCCAGAUUUGGCACUAACAUAACUUAUGUUGUGAUUGGAGAUGGCCGAGAUGAGGAGCAUGCCGCUAACCAGAAGAGGCUGACAGCAUAAAACAUAAAUGCUAGAUUGACGGAGAACAGCUUGCUUGGCACAACAGUACUGCAGGCCCACUAGCCAACAUGAGAGCUUGGCCACGGGACUUUGAGCAUGCACAAACUAGAACUCUUCCCUUCCCACCUUAGGAACAGAAAAUCCUCUUCCUCUCUAAUCUGAAAAACGAAAACCGAACUAACAAACACAAAAACAACCCCUUGGCAAGUCCCACCUCCUAUUUACAUACAGAAUAUUGUGCCUUAUUGUAAACCAGUUUGAAAAAAUGUUCUGUAACUAAAGUGGGUUUUUGGCUGUUAUGUAUACAAGCUCGGUAUAUUACUAGAAAUGAUAACUACCUUGUAUUGCACCUUAAAAAUAUCAAAACCACGUGAUUUCAGUAGCAAAAUAGGUGGCCUGGAUACAGAAUUAUAGUGUACAAUUAGGACACUAUGCCCCUGCAAAAAUAUGUAAAUCAAAUUCAGAGACAAAAACAGAUUUUAGAAUCAUACAGUUUGCACACAAAAAGUAGGUAAUAACUGUCUCUAAUAAUGUUAUCUCCUUAGUCUGUGAUGAGCUAAGAUUCAGAAUAGUGUUAACAGCAUGCUCCUGUAUGAAGCUGUUUUUUUAAAGCACAUUUGUUUAUGACAGGCGUACAUUCUCAGUGAAUAUGGCAUUUAGUAUUUCUUUCGAAAACAAACUUAAGCAUCAUGAGCCAAAGUUGCAUUUUGACUCCCAACUACGGUAGCAUUAUGGACAGCUUGAAAUGUCAAGGGUUUCUGUUAUAUAUUAGUAAAGUAUAGAUUAUCGGGGCCUACAUAAUUUAAAGAAAUGUAAAUUAAUAUUAAAAGCUUGUAAAAAUAUGUAUAUCUUUACUAUUUCUCAAUAAAUACCUUUGCAAAUGUU